UUACUUUAUAAUACAAUGGAGUAAACUGAAGCAUGGACUUGGAUAAUAUACAAUUAAAUUAGUCAUAAGCUAAUCGAAUAGAAGGAAUACAAGACAAACGGCACAGUCCUAGAAAGGUCAAAAACAGCUGCCUUGUUGAGUUAGCAAAAUCUGAAAUAGUCCCAAAUUGUCACUUGGGACUCACUAUCAAGCAGGGGUAUUAUCAAUAGAUAUGAUGUUGGACUGUAGAUGGAGUGUACAUCUGAGGAAGCUGGUUACUAUAGCGAUCUACAUCCUUAUGGUAACCACACAGGGAGAUUCACAAGAUGCACAGAAAAACAAGAAAAAAGUUCGUCCCAAGUACAACUGUGUCUGUUACUAUACCAACUGGUCUCAGUAUCGCCCUGCACCCUGGAACUUCCUUCCUGAGAAUGUUGACCCCAUGCUUUGUACCCACAUUGCAUAUGCCUUCGCUGAUCUGGAAGGGAAUCAGUUGAAACAGUUACAGUGGAAUGAUGAAACAAUGUAUAAAAGGAUCAACAACCACAAGAAGAUCAACCCAUUCCUGAAGACAUUGCUGAGUGUGGGUGGAGCGAACCUAGACCUCACAAAGAUGACAGCCAUGAUGUCAACGUCAUCAAAUAGAGCAGAGUUUGUGGAGACAUCUAUUAAGUUUUUGAGGACGUGGCAGUUUGAUGGGCUGGAUCUUGAUUUUGAAUUCCCAGGAGCACAUGGGAGCCCUCCAGAUGAUAAGUACAGAUUUAGUCUCCUAGUGGCAGAUUUACGGAAAGGGUUUAAUGCUGAGGCAUUCCAGUUUGCCCGAACACCCCUGCUUCUCACUGCAGCUGUGGCUGCUGGCAAAGAUACCAUAGACAAUGGCUACGAGAUAGAGAAAAUUGCACCACAUAUGGACUUCAUAAACCUGAUGAGUUAUGACUUCAAUGGUCACUGGAGCAAUCAAACAGGGCACAAUGCACCAUUAUUCCCAACUAAGUAUGAUUUCAACUUGAAUAGGCUUCUCAAUGUGAACUGGGCCGCCAACCACUGGGCAAGAAAUGGUAUGCCUCGUCAGAAGAUAAAUGUUGGGAUGCCCGGAUAUGGACGCACUUUCACUUUGAAGAGCAAAGAACGUCUUGGACUGCGGUCACCUGUAAAUGGAGCUGGGAAAGCAGGAAAAUACACUAAACUUGACGGAUUCCUGUCCUAUUUUGAAGUGUGUAGGUUACUGAUGAGAGGUGGGAGUAGAUUCUGGAGCAAUGAACAGAGAGUUCCUAUUGCUAUAUUUGAGGACCAGUGGGUCGGCUAUGAUGAUCCUGAGAGCCUUAUGUUAAAGGCCCAAUGGGUUAAACGUAAUAGGUUUGGUGGAGUAAUGAUCUGGGCAUUGGAUCUGGAUGACUUCUUAGGGAGAUGUGGUAAUGAGAAAUAUCCUUUGCUAAACACUCUCGUUGACACACUUGAGUCUAAAGCGACAUCUUUACAACAUAAAAAGUAUUUAUUCACAUUUAUUGUAACAAGUUUAUGCACAUUAUUUAUAAUAAACAUUUCACAUUUAUUCUGAAAACAA
Messenger RNA from Owenia fusiformis, 1543 nucleotides. The record is from the annotation of a GenBank genome assembly. NCBI's taxonomy places the organism in Eukaryota, Metazoa, Annelida, Polychaeta, Sabellida, Oweniidae.